Durusdinium trenchii is the source of this 1548-nucleotide messenger RNA. The record is from the annotation of a GenBank genome assembly. Lineage: Eukaryota; Dinophyceae; Suessiales; Symbiodiniaceae.
AUGCAUCCGUGUGCACAACCGCUGAGGAUUUGUGACAGCAACAGCCGGAUCAGCGUGAAGCUAGAGUACUAUCGAGACCACCUGGAACAGCAUGAGCCUUUGAUACGAAAAGUCGAAGAGACCUUCAUGUGUCAGGUGCCCGACACGGGUGAGCCCAUCGUGAACGUGGCGAAGCUCCGCAGCGCCCGGCCCAAGAGCCAAGGUCUCAGCCGGGCCGCGCGGAUGAGGAUCAAGCAAAGGACACUAACUCCACCUGUCAAAGAACGUUCCGACAUUCACCGAGCAAAAAUUUCUGCUGCUUUGGUCAGGGCACAAUUUCUCCAUUUGGAGAGGCGGACAGAACAGGCGUGGCGGCAACAGCUGCAGCAUUCCCGACAGGAACGAGCUCGCAGAGAACGGCCCUGGCUGGCAGUGAUGGGAGCCAUAGCAGCUCUUGCAGCCAUGAAGCGUGUUGUCACGGUGUGGCGUGAAGCCAAAAGCCUGGCACUCUCCGAUGUGCAGUGGCGCAUUCCUUUCGUGUAUGGUUUGAAGGCAAUUCACUUGGAAAGGCUAUCGGCAAGUGCUCUGGUGAUGCAGAAAGAAGAAAGGAAGCGGCAGCGCCAUGAGGCCAUUUGGAAGGAAUGGAAGAAACUCCUGAGGACCUUGAUUGUUUAUGUGAAGUUCCGCUUGCCGCUAAAGAAGACCAGGUCCAUCGACAAGAUCAAAUCCUUCAUGAGAGCUUCAGCUCGACCAUACAUGCUCCGAAGAACUGUUAAGCACUUUGUGCAAUCAGUACUCCUGGUACAAAGGGCACUGAGGCACCAGGCGCACAUCUUCCGGACGGUUCAACAGCACAUCUUGCAGCCUUUUGUUUGGGCCACUGAAACCCAGCUCUUGUGCGAUGCCUUCCGCAUGCGCAAGGCCGAAGCGGCCACCCGCAUCGAGGCCUACUUGGAGGAGGUGAAGCUGAAGGAAUGGGAGAAGGAGGUCAAGCUCAUGUGGCUGGAUCGAGCGCAGGUGUGGCGGGACGGCUCCAGACGCUUUCGGCCACAGUUGUCAAGGCACGAGGAUCAUCCAUCAGUGCACCUGGAGGAGGAUCAUAUUCGGCACGUGGCUUCUGCUCCUGCCCGCAUGCACAACAGACCAACUGGCCGCGGCUCCCAGUUGCAGAAGACUCUGGACAUGAUCCAGCCACAAGGGCAUGGAAGGAAAACUUUCAGCCUGAGGAAAUCCUUGCACGGCCGGAACUUCUUGGUGAUGGAUACGCUGAGAAUGGACCCUCGAGAUGCCGAGGAAAUCACCAGACAGAUGCUCUUGAACAGCGUUGAUGCCUGGUGGUCUCAGUACAGAACCUACCGUUCGGCAGAAGAGCUGUCCAAACAGAACUGGAUCAACUGGCGCCAAGAUGUGCUUCGCCGCCCCGAUGCGUUGAUUUGGGAUGCGCCUGAGGUCUUGAAGUAUCCCGAGAUGUCCUUCUCCGCCCAGGGCUACCAAUGGCUUCACAAAGAAGUUGAGAAUCGCCUGAGAGAAAGGCCGGAAUUCCGGAGCCUCAUUGGCGAGGGCUUUUAA